Molecule: messenger RNA, 600 nt
Organism: Cylicocyclus nassatus
Lineage: Eukaryota; Metazoa; Nematoda; Chromadorea; Rhabditida; Strongylidae
Source: the annotation of a GenBank genome assembly
AUGUUCGCACUAUUUUGGCUGUUAUUUCCUGCAGUGAGUUGCGAGGAUUCGAGGAAAGAAGCUGAGAGGGUGAGCGAACAAUUGGAUCCUAGUAUUUACAUCAGACAGAAUUUAUUUGGACAAGGACAGGAUCUACUCAAUCAGAGACAGUUUGGAACGAUGUCUCAAGUUAAUUUUGCUUUCACUUGCAAAUGCUCGUCAAAAGUGCCUAAUCCAAAUGCACCGCCACCAGUGGAUGCAAAUCAAAUGGCGCAGCAGCAGAUACAGCAGCUACAGGAACAAAUUCGUAGGCAACAAGACAUCAUCAACAGGGCAAAUCAGCAGAAGACCGGAAUUGAGCAGUUCAGUAAGUCAUUGUAUAAAGCACUCUUAGUACGAGCGUUGAUAAUCCUCAAUAAUUACGUAGACCAUGUUGAGGGACUGGGACUGCAACUUCCUGGACAAUAUCAAAGCAAUGGCUUCAGAAGUAUUGGCGGAGCGCAAUUCAUAGAAAAUCCUGCAGGUAUUCCCGUAGGAUAUGGCCAAAUACAAGGAGUUCCUCUAACUGUGCCAUUCCAGACAAGAUUACAGCCCAUUGUAAAGCACAAACAUCGCCUGUGA